UGCGGGACGUGGGCAGCAAAAGACAUGCCAACCACCCAAUAUUUAUCGAACAGAGAUGAAGUCACGCCACCAUUGCUUUUUAUAGAGUCAUGGCUUCUUCUUCCUUCACCAUCGUCUGACCUCUUCCAAUGAAGCCUCAUGCCUACAGGCUUCGGAUUUGGGGCUACCAUCAUGCACACGGCAAUCCCAGGACACUUCUCUUCUCCAUCCUCCUCAUCUUGUUGGUGCUUGCCAUCAUCUCCUGUUGCAACCAGCCUCCCCUACCCUCGUACAACGAUGAACGUUCUUCUUCUUCUUCUUCCGCCUCCUCUUUGUCUUCCUCGUCGCCUUCUCCUCCUCCGCCGCCGCCGCCGCCUCGAUAUCCUUCCAUCAGAUUGCCCCGGGACUGCGACAUCUCCCAGGGCGAGUGGGUUCGGGAUCCAGACGCGCCGUACUACACGAACCUGACGUGCUUCACGAUCCAGGAGCACCAGAAUUGCAUGAAGUACGGGAGGCCAGACAUGGACUUCCUGAGAUGGAGGUGGAGGCCGGCGGCCUGCGAGCUGCCGCGCUUCGACGCCUCUUGGUUCCUCGAGCUUGUGAGAGGGAAGUCCCUGGCGUUCGUGGGCGACUCCUUGGCCAGAAACCACAUGCAGUCCUUGAUGUGCCUCUUGUCGAAGGUGGAGUAUCCGAAGGACAUCUCCAACACCACGGAUGAGAACUUCAAGCGCAUGUUCUACACCGCCUACAACUUCACCAUCUCAACCUUCUGGUCGCCGUUCCUGGUGAAAGCUCAGGAAGCAGACACAGACGGCCCCAACCAUACUGGCCUGUGGAACCUCUACCUCGACGAGGUCGACGACACCUGGGCGUCCCGAAUCCGCGAGUUCGACUACGUGAUCAUAUCCGAUGGCAACUGGUUCACUCGGCCAGCCAUGUUCUACGAGAAGGGAGUGAUCGUCGGCUGCCACUUCUGCCUGGUUGACAACGUCACCGACCUGACGCUGCGGUACUCCCACAGGAUGGCCUUCCGGACCGCUCUCCGCGCCAUCACCGAGCUCGAUGGCUUCGGGGGGAAGGUCUUCCUGAGAACGGUCUCGCCGUCGCACUUCGAGAACGGGGAGUGGAACAAGGGAGGGAAUUGCGUGAGGACGAGGCCGUUCCGGGGCAACGAGACGAGGCUGGAGGGAUUGGAUCUCGAGUUCUACGAGGCACAAGUGGAGGAGUUCAGGGAAGCCGAGAGUGUGGGGAGGGCAAAGGGAGUGGAGUUGAAGAUGUUGGACACCACGCGAGCGAUGCUGCUGAGGCCCGAUGGGCAUCCGAGUAGAUAUGGCCAUUGGGCGCAUGAGAACGUCACCCUGUACAACGACUGCGUGCACUGGUGCUUGCCUGGCCCCAUUGAUAUGUGGAACACCCUUCUGUUUCUGAUGUUAGGUGAGUAAAAGCUGCAGAGAUCUGCUUCCUGAAACCUUCAUGCAGACUCAACAAGGAGAUGGAGUUUUGGCUGAGCUCCACGGAACACAACCCCAAUCUCCAGCUGAAGUACCACAAGAAUGGAAGAGAUGAAAAGAAUACAAUCUGUAUGUUUCUUUUAGCCAGAGUUAUUCCAGUCAUUUCUUCUGACCCUUUUUGCUACUUUUUGGAGGUGAUCACAAGGACCUUUCUUCACUCAAUUGUGAAGAGAGAUAUCCAAUAACUGGAAACCCAUGAAAAAGAUCUGUGACUGGUUGUCGUCUUAUUGUAAUAUAAUAUGAGUGCACAAAGUCAUAUGAAGAAAUGAUGUGAUGCUUUGUUUUGAGGUGAAGACAAGAAAACCAUGGCAUUGUUGAGGGAAACAGCUAUCCACUUGACUUUUGACACAUAGAUUUCAAUCAUUUUCAGCUUCACCACCUUCCCAAUAAAUGAA
Musa acuminata subsp. malaccensis (wild Malaysian banana) is the source of this 1885-nucleotide messenger RNA. RefSeq names its product protein trichome birefringence-like 19. NCBI's taxonomy places the organism in Eukaryota, Viridiplantae, Streptophyta, Magnoliopsida, Zingiberales, Musaceae. Gene Ontology annotation, molecular function: O-acetyltransferase activity. The record is from RefSeq and is a predicted model, not a curated record. Gene Ontology annotation, cellular component: Golgi apparatus.